Molecule: messenger RNA, 1786 nt
Organism: Aspergillus neoniger CBS 115656
Lineage: Eukaryota; Fungi; Ascomycota; Eurotiomycetes; Eurotiales; Aspergillaceae
Product: Zn(II)2Cys6 transcription factor domain-containing protein
Exons: 4
Coding region: 17-1420 (467 amino acids)
Biological process (GO): regulation of DNA-templated transcription
Molecular function (GO): zinc ion binding; DNA-binding transcription factor activity, RNA polymerase II-specific
Source: RefSeq, a predicted model, not a curated record
CUGCAGUAGGUGCAAAAUGAAAGUAAACAGCCGCUCAGUAUGUCAGAACUGUCGGCAAAGGAAAUAUUCGUGCGACGGAAAGCGUCCUUCCUGUUCUCAAUGCAUAGCAACCAAGAGAGACUACCCGGGAUAUGAAGAGGUGACUUUUCUACCACCCAAGACUUCUGGGAAACAGAUUAUCUCUUCUGGACCACCGGAAAGCCCUAUAUCACGUGAGGCGUCGCUAUCACUUUCCGGAUCGUCUACCGGGUGUCUCAUACUAAAUCUUUCGGCUUUUCGAUUGUCGACAGAUGAAGAAUUCUUUGCUUUAGUAACGGAGUAUUUUACUCCCGACUAUAACAGCCAGGAGCGAUCUGGCCGCCCCAAACAGCACCUCUCAACCCUGUGUAGCCCCUGGUUGGAGACCGUCCCUCUGCUUCUGGACACAAGCAGAAGUACAACCCUUCUGUCAGUGUCGCUCCGCACCUUAGGCUAUUCAAUUAUAGCCAAGGGAAAUGCGGACCCUAGACGCAGUCAAUGGGACCUCUGUCGCGCUGAGUCAUAUACGAAAGCUGUGCAUUCUUUGAGUAGUAAAAUCGCUGAAGAUGACGGUGGUUGCAAUGAAUCCGCUGCUGCUAUUAUGUGCUUAUGUCUGGCUGAGUGGUUAGUACUCACAUCCCGUGAGGGCUGGAUCGCUCAUAUCAGAGGCAUCGGCCGGAUGAUGGAAAUGUGUGGACCAGAGUCAUUUACUGGACCGAUCGCGCACCAGCUCUUUAUCGGGUUCCGGCCCCUAGUUAUACUGGAGGCGUGCAUCUCCCGCCAAGACACGUUCCUUUCUUCGGUCGAGUGGCAGACAAUACCUUUCGCAUUUCAUGAACCAUCGCCAUUGCAAACGCUAUUGAGCCACGGUUCUAUCCUACCAUCUAUCUUAGGAAGAGUCCAGACUACAGAUUCCCUCCCCCUCAACGAGAGGGGACCCCUGUGUGAAGGAGUCAUUGCGGAGUUGAUAAAUACUCUGCAGGAGCUUGACAAGUGGGAACGGUCUCUGCAAGCUACGAUAAAUGGCCCUCUGUGUUGGCCAAUAACAUCAUGCCCAUCCUCGCCAAGGUCUAUUAGCGCGGUAGCGGGGUCUCUGUGGUUCUACAGCCUCCCAGUCGCCACAGCAAUGACACAUUUGUGGGCCUUUCGUGCAGUGUCCUUCAGUCAGAUAGCACACCUGUUGUCAUCAAAUCCGGCGCUUUUCACGGACGCAAUACGUAUCUGCCUUAACGUAUCUGGAAUUGAGAAUUGUCAUCAGCAAACAGUUGCCUUCCAUAGAAUGGUUUGCCAAAGCAUGCUCUAUUUCAAGCAGGGCACGUUGAGAUAUUACGGUGCAGCUUCUGUCACGCUGCCGCUUAGAGUGACACAGAUGGCCAUAUGCCUGCUUCAUGCGGGAGUGUGAUAUUCGAAUAUCAAGCUGGGGUCAUGGAAUGCUUUUACCGGACGGGCUGCGUAUCAUGGCGAACAUUCCAGCUCAAAACGGGUUGCGCACCACUCUUGCGGAGGUGACCUUGCUCCCAUGGCUUGCCUGCGGCAACUGCCGUGCCGCUGUAUGCACGAACCACCAGGAGGUUAGGUGAAGAAGUCAGAAAUUUUUACACCAGUCCCAUUGGGAAGCUGAUGCCCUCUAAAAUAUGUUGGAGAGGUGUCCCGACUUCGGCCAUAAUGACUAGAAAGGCCGAUAUCGGCGAGAGACUCGCCGAUGACAGGAAAUGCCCACAUCGCUAUAAGGCGCUGGAAGCUGAAAUGUCAACUAUUAUGAUGCCAC